This is a messenger RNA of Linderina pennispora, 2952 nucleotides long. RefSeq lists its product as uncharacterized. NCBI's taxonomy places the organism in Eukaryota, Fungi, Kickxellomycota, Kickxellomycetes, Kickxellales, Kickxellaceae. Gene Ontology annotation, molecular function: ATP binding; protein kinase activity. The record is from RefSeq and is a predicted model, not a curated record. Bases 212 to 2575 code for a protein of 787 amino acids. The transcript is spliced from 4 exons. Gene Ontology annotation, biological process: protein phosphorylation.
UGGCAUGUGCGUUUGCUUUUUAGAUACUAAUCACACAGUAUAAAACUCAAUAGCCGGAUCGCUGGUGUUGCGUACUCGGAUUGUUUCCAGGAAGGGUGUCAGCCAACUACGCGCAAGGAAGCGCCAGGCCACAAGAAAAAGGGUUGCGGACAGACGAGCAAGCGCCCACACCAAUCAGAGCAUUCAGGCACUACUCUCACACCCUAUCGACAUGCCAUCGCUGGCAAGCUCGGAGCAGAUUCAGACUUCAACUGGAGUCGUACCAUUAGCAACAGGAGCUCAGCCCGCUGCUCAAACGACUGAUCGGCCGGUAAGCUCUGGCGUCAAGAUGCAUCAGACAGACAAGAAUCUGGUGAAGAAGAACAGGCUAUCGCCAGCAAAAACGGCGCAGGCAACAGUUUCAAGUGAAGGCGAGUCUUCAAUACCUAGCUCCCGAUCAUCUGCCAAAAAGGCUGGCAGCCAGUCGCGCAAAAAGAAGCAUUUAGCAGCCAAAACUAAAGGCACUGACACGCAGCCCAGAAUUCGCACCAGACAGAGUGCCCAUGCACAAGUUUCAAGCUCAGGCAAUAAAUUGCUGUCGCCAAUUAACUCACACACCUCAAGCCAACCAAAAGAAUGGUCUCCAGAGUCCAGCAAUAUUAGGACCGCUGCCACGUUGAACGGGUCUUCCAGUUCCACAGUAUCCUCAGCACCGAGUAUGGCAUCAUAUACAGCGGAAUCCUCGCUUGAUAGCAGGUGGUGUAGUGAUGACGACGACGAGACAGACACUGAGGCAGACAUGCGGGUCAAGACGCGGCUCAUCAGAGAUGCAGAUGCAGUGCUCGACAUCGCAAAACCGCGGAGUGCUGCCGGGAGAGUGCUUGCCAGCAACAUUUCCAAGCACAUCUCAGCCGAGAUGGAGCAUCGGCUCAACACAACUAGCACAUACGCAAUAGCUGACACCAGCAAAACCCAGUCGGCUUUGGAAGCGCCCAUGCAAAACAACAACUAUCGACAGCUGCUGCUCUCCGACACAGCAUCUGCCAUGAGCAAGGAUGAGCACAGCGCAGCCACGGCCAAUGCAUUUGCAGGGUUUCGGGAGUGGAUUGCACCCGAGUCGAUACAGCAUCAGCCUAUUGGAGCACCAUUUACACCACCAGACAGUACCUGUGGUGACAAUAUGGACGAUGCUAAACAGAUACACACAUCCGUGCAGUCAUUCAUUUAUUUCGUCGCACAGCAGAUCGACAGUUUCAUUAGCGCACUGGAUGCAGAUGCGCUUGGGGAGCAUCGCACAUAUCGCCGUCUUCUACCAUGCAUGAAUCGAGAGUGCCAUCCCAGCAACACAGGCAAUGCUCCAACCAUCGAAGCAGGCAUCACUACACAACACAGAGACAGCAGUAUUGAGCCACUCAACAGCUUCUGCUAUGCUGAUGCAUUCGCUGUCAUCGAGGCACGACCAGGCAAAACUCGGCGCAUCAUUGACAAGGCGUACGCACAGCUGAUGCAGAGCACAUGCAACAUCUAUAAGGCUCAGUUCGACCGGCGCUUUGCUUUUGGCUUGACCGUCUGCGACAAUGAGGUGCGGGUGUGUCUAUUUUCCAACGAUGUGGUCUUCUCAUCCAGCGCUCUUGACAUGUCCACUGCAUUUGGUCGCCAACAAUUCAUCGAGCUGCUAGUCAACUGGUCUCUCUGCGAUGAGGACCAGUUGGGAUUCGACACAACAAUCCACUGGGACAAGGAUAACAACUGCGGGACCAUCGAGUGCCCUGACACAGCAGACGAGUCAUCAUGCUCUACAGCCACAAAAACGUACUACUUUGACAAGGUGCUACCAGGAGCAGACAGCCUUUUCGGUCGGCACACGAGGUGCUUUUUGGUGACAGACGAGAGGCCUUCUGGCGACGAAAUCAAGCCCAAGUUUGCUUUGAAGGACACAUGGCCGGAAGCCACAGAGGACCCCACCAGAGACAGACGAGACGAGGUGAUGUUUAUGCGCCGAAUCACAGAGGAACUUGCGAACUCAGAUGUCGAGGACCUGGUCUAUCCAAAGCUCGAAGCCGGUGGUCGUGUUUCGUUCGAUACUGACGGGGGCCGAUUUGAGGAUAACACAAGAAAUGCACUGGGCCCGCUUUACUCUCUGUGCAAGCCAGACAACACAGCAAUACCGUUCCGCGCCCAUAAGCGCCUAGCUAUGUCACCGAUCGGCGAACCACUGGAAACUGUCGAGUCUGUCCACGAGCUUAUCGUUGUACUAGGCGAUGCGCUGCGCUGCCACUCCGAGGUGCUGCGGCGGUGCAACAUCCUCCACCGCGACAUCUCAAACAACAAUAUCCUUGUCGUGCGUGAGGAAGGCAAACAACCUCGCGGACUACUGAUAGAUUUCGACUGCGCAGUGGAUGUAAGUGAGCGUCAGGCGCCGAAUUCAGAGAAUGUGGGGACAUUCCCCUACAGGAGCAUCAGCAACAUAUCGGAUACAGAUGUGGAACAGACAGAGUUGGACGACUGGGAGUCGGUACUCUACCUACUGUGUCUCUGCGCAACAGUCGGUGUCAGAGAAGAUUAUGAACAAAUACUCAUAGAUGCAAAGGGUUGAGAAUUAGGAAAUGGUACACUGGAGAUACUGACGAUGCUGCGUGUUCAAAAGAUGGUGCAAUGUUCUUGCAUCGAGGUAUUUGAGGAUAAAAUCGUUCGCAGCUUCAACCAAGCCCAGCCCGAUACCGAAUAUUUACAAAGGUCUUGCAAGAGGACUGUACAUGGGUUGUUCAGUAAUCGGGCUCUAAAAAAUCCUCGGUAUUGGGGGACGUUAACGCGAAGUAUUGGAAGAAUGUCCGAACCAAGUAUCCCUUCCAAGGAGCGGGUGAAGAUAAAGAAUAGUGUUGCUGAUACCCUGCUGACGACGAUGAGUGCUGCCCAUUUAAAAUCAGCUAGUAUCCUUUCCGCAUCUAUGAAAUAAAUGUUUUAUUACCGUCA